AAUUAAAAUUACUUGAUCAAUUUUAAGCUACUGAAAGAAAACACAUUUUAGAUUUGUUAAAUUCUUAGAAUUUAAACACAAUUUCCAAAAAAUUGGGGAAAAACAUCGCAUUGUUUUGCGGUCGCCCGGUGUGGCAGCCCUGGCAGCUGGGUUGCGAUAUAUCGACCUUGGUACACCAACUGCCAUCCCCAUCACUCUCUGGGUUGUUUUUUUUUGCGUUUUUGCAUAACAAAAUCUUGGAACUUCGGCUAAAAACGCCAGCGAUCUCUGACCAGGAGAGCACGAGAACAGGAGCGGCACAUCUCACUUGGAGAGCAGUCGGAAUGGGACAGUACACGGCGUCGCAGCGCAAGAAUGUAAGGAUACUGCUCGUGGGCGACGCUAGGGUGGGGAAGACGUCGCUGAUUCUGUCUCUGGUCAGCGAGGAGUAUCCGGAGGAGGUGCCUCCUCGGGCUGAGGAGAUCACCAUUCCGGCGAACGUAACGCCCGAGCAGGUGCCCACCAGCAUCGUAGACUUCUCUGCCUUGGAGCAGUCGGAGGAUGCCCUGGCCGCCGAAAUUAACAAAGCGCACGUGGUGUGCAUAGUUUACGCCGUGGACGAUGACGACACAUUGGAUCGGAUCACCUCCCAUUGGCUGCCGCUUGUCCGGGCCAAAUGCAAUCCCUCCCUGGACGGCGAGGGUGAUGCCGAAGCGGAGGCGGACGGAGAUGUACAAAGGGAACCUAUUCGCAAGCCAAUCGUUCUGGUGGGUAACAAGAUAGACCUCAUCGAGUAUUCCACAAUGGACAGCGUGCUGGCCAUCAUGGAAGACUACCCUGAGAUUGAGAGCUGCGUGGAGUGCUCUGCCAAGACACUGCACAACAUCUCCGAGAUGUUUUACUACGCCCAAAAGGCUGUGCUGCACCCGACUUCUCCCCUGUAUAUGAUGGAAGAACAGGAGCUCACAUCCGCCUGCAAGAAGUCGCUAGUGCGCAUCUUCAAGAUCUGUGACAUUGACGGGGACAAUCUGUUGAACGACUACGAGCUGAAUUUAUUCCAGCGACGCUGUUUCAACACACCCCUCCAGCCGCAAAUCCUUGAUGAGGUGAAGGCCGUAAUACAGAAAAAUGUGCCCGAUGGCAUAUACAACGAUGCGGUCACCCUGAAGGGCUUCCUCUUCCUACACUGCCUUUUCAUUCAGCGGGGGAGGAACGAGACGACCUGGGCGGUGUUACGGCGCUUUGGCUACAACGACCAGUUGGAGAUGUGCCACGAGUAUCUUAGGCCACCGCUGAAAAUACCGCCUGGCAGCAGCACAGAACUCUCGCACCGUGGUCAGCAGUUUCUGAUUGCUGUCUUUGAGCGCUAUGAUCGUGAUGGCGACGGAGCCUUAUCACCCGAGGAGCACAAGAUGCUCUUCAGCACAUGCCCGGCUGCACCAUGGUCCUACUCUACCGACAUUCGCAAGUCCUGCCCGAUUAACGAGACUACUGGAUGGGUGACACUGCACGGGUGGCUCUGUCGGUGGACACUGAUGACGCUGAUCGAUGUGGUCAAAACAAUGGAGUAUCUGGCCUAUUUGGGCUUCAAUGUUCAUGAAAACGACAGCCAGUUGGCGGCAAUUCACGUAACUCGAGAGCGUCGCAUCGAUUUGGCCAAGCGCCAAAGCAGUAGGUCCGUAUACAAGUGUCAUGUGAUUGGACCAAAGGGAUCAGGAAAGACUGGAAUGUGCAGGGGAUUCCUAGUGGAGGAUAUGCACAAACUAAUCGGAAAGGAGUUUAAAACGAAUGUCGUUCAUUGCAUCAACUCUGUGCAGGUGUAUGGUCAGGAAAAGCAUCUCAUCCUGCGCGACAUAGAUGUAAGACACGCCCUUGAUCCCCUCCAGCCACAAGAAGUCAAUUGCGAUGUUGCCUGCCUGGUCUAUGACUCAUCCAAUCCCCGUUCCUUUGAGUAUGUGGCCCGCAUCUACAUCAAGUAUUAUGCGGAGAGUAAGAUUCCAGUGAUGAUAGUCGGCACCAAGUGCGACAUGGACGAGCGCCGGCAGGACUACCUAAUGCAGCCGUCGGAAUUCUGUGACAAGUACAAACUGCUGCCUCCGCAUCUCUUUAGCCUGAAAACCAACAAAAAAGAACUGUAUACCAAGCUGGCCACAAUGGCAGCGUUUCCUCGCUUCCAGGCCGCCUGGAUACUGUUCUACAAGCACAGGUUGGUACAGCUGUGGGAGUCGGCCCACCUCAGGCAAUUUGGCCUGAUGACGGAGGACCCCAAGCUGUGGUGGAAGGCGGGACUGGGAGUGGCCGCAGCUACCAUGCUGGGAUUUAUAGUGCUGAAAACGAUAAGUGCUGCCGGAGCCCACUCCCGCUAGAUGAACCCACUAGGUUAAGAGGACGGGCUUAACACACAAUUACCACAGACACGUUAAUGUUGGACAAAUUCAUGUAACUUAUUUAUUAUUUACUUGCUUGGUACUGUAAAUCCAAAUUUAUUGUUACGAAAACUAAAGCAAACCAUGAAAGGGACACACGCCGAUGCUCGCAUUCCUGACUUGUAAAUACACUCGCCAAGUUCACUCGCAGGAAUUGGGCUGGAGCAGUGACCAGUGGAGCACAUUGUGUACGUUGCAUUUCUAUUCGUAUUAACUUACUUAAACCAUGUACUCUCUGAUAAGUCAAAUAAGGCAUUGUUACCAGCAUAAUCGAGUAACGAAACAACCAAAAUCGUGCAUAGCUGAUAGUGAUAUGUACACGUACUGCGUUCUAUAUAAACCAAUAUAUACUACAUCUAGAGAAUCACCGGGUUCGGUGAUAUCGCACUUUUGUAAAUACGCGCAAAGCCCCUAGUAUGAGCAAUAAACCUAUCUAUAUGUGUGGAUUGGCAUAUAGCAAUAUUUAAUGGCA
Drosophila teissieri is the source of this 2877-nucleotide messenger RNA. It is a transcript of the gene Miro, whose product is annotated as mitochondrial Rho GTPase. Gene Ontology annotation, biological process: small GTPase-mediated signal transduction; mitochondrion organization. Lineage: Eukaryota; Metazoa; Arthropoda; Insecta; Diptera; Drosophilidae. Gene Ontology annotation, cellular component: mitochondrial outer membrane. Bases 324 to 2345 code for a protein of 673 amino acids. The transcript has 4 exons. The record is from RefSeq and is a predicted model, not a curated record. Gene Ontology annotation, molecular function: GTPase activity; calcium ion binding; GTP binding.